Misgurnus anguillicaudatus (oriental weatherfish) is the source of this 5046-nucleotide messenger RNA. It is a transcript of the gene slc38a4, whose product is annotated as solute carrier family 38 member 4. NCBI's taxonomy places the organism in Eukaryota, Metazoa, Chordata, Actinopteri, Cypriniformes, Cobitidae. Gene Ontology annotation, cellular component: plasma membrane. The record is from RefSeq and is a predicted model, not a curated record. Gene Ontology annotation, molecular function: L-amino acid transmembrane transporter activity. Gene Ontology annotation, biological process: amino acid transmembrane transport.
GAUAUAUCUGUAAUGAAAUCUAAAGCUCGGGGUGGAUAAUCUUAGAGCUGAAGAACAUGAGUCCUGUUGAGGACCGUCAGUCAGUGGACGCUUGACAUCCACGAGCACCUCUCUGAGAAAUAUUUACACAGGAAAUGAUGGCAUCUCACAUAUAAAAGACUUUAAGAACAGACACACAAGUUCAGCACUUUCUCCGAUUGGCUCGUUCUGUUGAGAGGAGUGACUCCAUAUAAGGAAAGGCCUGUGAGCACAGGAAAAGUCUUUCUCCUUGAGAUACGAGCACCUGCAUCAAAACAACAAUAUCCUGAGCAGAUCUGUAGACAUGGACCGCAUGGAGCUGAAGAAAGUGAACACAGAGGCGGAUGAUGAGAGCAGCAUUGAUGAACGCUACACAGAACCCAUCGAUUCAGAGAAAGCCACUAUCAACAGUCAGUUCCUGGAUGAAGAUGAUGCAGAGAGCCAGAAGUUUCUCACGAAUGGACUGAUGAAGAAAAAUAAAUAUGAUGAAUACGAUGAAGAAUAUCACCCGGGUCAUACGUCAUUCGGUAUGUCUGUCUUUAACCUCAGCAACGCCAUCAUGGGCAGUGGUAUUCUGGGAUUGUCUUUUGCCAUGGCCAACACGGGCAUCUUACUGUUUGUAAUUCUCCUAUUUGCUGUGGCCAUUCUGUCACUUUACUCAGUUCAUCUGUUAUUGGUGACGGCAAAAGAAGGAGGCUCACUGAUUUAUGAAAAGCUUGGAGAGAGAGCGUUUGGCUGGCCAGGAAAAGUUGCUGCCUUUGGGUCAAUAACUCUACAAAACAUUGGAGCCAUGUCAAGUUAUUUGUUCAUAGUCAAAUACGAGCUGCCUGAAGUCAUACGAGCUUUCCUUCGAUUGGAGGAGAAUUCUGGGGAAUGGUACAUGGAUGGUAAUUACGUGGUGGUGUUUGUGUCCAUUGGAAUAAUUUUGCCUUUGUCCCUGCUGAAAAACCUCGGAUAUCUUGGAUACACCAGUGGUUUUUCUCUCUCCUGCAUGGUGUUUUUCCUGGGCGUGCUGAUCUAUAAGAAGACGAUUCUUCCCUGCCCUCUUCCCUUCUUUUACCAACACGAGGCUAACAUGAGCAUUAACGGCUCGGACGCGUUGGGUAUGUUCGCGCUACAGAACGCCUCCGCGCUGGCGUAUAUCUCCGAAGCGGUCGUGAACGGGCCUCACCCGGAUCCUCACACGCCUGCCCACGACUCCACGGUCCAGUACACGGCUCACAUGGCAAACGACGAGGACAUGUGCACGCCCAAAUACUUUGUGUUCAAUUCUCAGACCGCUUACACGAUUCCUAUUCUCGCCUUUGCAUUUGUGUGUCAUCCUGAAGUCCUGCCCAUCUACAGCGAACUGAAAAAUCGUUCUCGAAAGAAGAUGCAAAUGGUAUCAAAUCUUUCUAUUGUGGGUAUGCUGGUUAUGUACCUGCUCUCGGCACUGUUUGGUUAUCUGACAUUUUAUGAUCAUGUGGAGGCAGAGUUAUUACACACCUUCACUAAAGUGUAUAAGUUUGAUACCAUGCUUCUGUUGGUGCGUUUGGCUGUUCUGACCGCAGUGACGCUCACUGUUCCUAUAGUCCUGUUCCCUAUUCGGUCGUCUGUAAACACGCUGUGUUUCGCAGAUAAAGAGUUUAGUUGGAUCAGGCACAUACUCAUUGCUGCUGCCAUACUGGGUUUCAAUAACUUACUGGUGAUCUUUGUGCCCACCAUCAGAGACAUCUUUGGAUUUAUCGGCGCAUCUGCGGCAACAAUGCUCAUCUUUAUACUACCAGCUGCAUUUUACCUGCGGCUGGUCAAGAGUUUACCAUUUAGAUCACCACAAAAAAUAUCAGCAUUUAUUUUCCUGGUGGUGGGUGUAAUCUUUAUGAUUGGCAGUUUGUCUCUGAUCACUAUGGACUGGAUUCACAAUCCACCCGGUUCUAAAGGAGCUCACUAAACCCCCUCACCCAAAGGUGAUGAAAAUGAAACCACCUCAUUGUCAACAUGGACGCUCAGUUCUGAAUGAACUCUGUACCCCCUCUCUGUCUUUAGUAUCUCAUUCGUUGUUUUAAAUUCUCCUUUUUGUUUUCUUACAACUCAAAUCUCGCUGUUCGUGGGUCUCAGAUGGGUGUGAAUGAAAAUUCAUGGGGGAAAAGACAGCGGGUGCCAGCGUCAUUAUCUGCGGGAUAACCGCUUGUUUUAUCCAAACAGAGAGAGAGUUGGGCAGGAGGUUCAUUGAAUUAAAAGCACUUCUGGAUUUUUUCAAGACAUGCCAACAAACACACGUUUUAUAAUCACCUUUGACUUUCAUUAGGCAACAUUAGUGGUCAUUAAUAAUUAGUUUGCGCUGUAGUUUUUUUUAUUUUCAGUUUGAGUUGUUUUUAAAGAAAUGGUUUACCUAAACAAAUCAUUUAUUCACCCUCACGUCGUCGCAAAUCAGUAAUAAAUUAAUGAUAAAUGUUUUCCUUCAUGCAUUGAAAUAAAUGCUCCAAAAAGGACAAGGACACUGUAAGCUUUGUCCACGUGCUGUAUAUUGUUCAUCUUCUGAAACCAUUCAGCAACUUUUUCAUGAAAAACUAACUGAAACUAAUUUGUCUUUUUUUAUUCACUUCAAUUCAGUGAAGAUUUAAAGGUGCAGUGUGUAAUUUUUAGAAGGAUCUCUUGACAGAAAUGCAAAAUAAUAUACCAAACUAUAUUAUCAGGGGUAUAUAAAGACCUUUCAUUAUGAACUGUUAUGUGUUUAUUACUUCAGAACGAGACCUUUUUAUCUACAUACAACGAGGGUCCCCUUACAUGGAAGUCGCCAUUUUGUGCCGCCAUUUUUCUACAGAAGCCCUUAACGGACAAUUUUUUUACUAAGUUGUCUCCGAAGAUGACAUGUUUGUUCGGUGGCGGCUACCGUAGCUUCUCUAUGCGUUUCAAAAGCGAGGUGGACAGACCCAUUGGUUGCAAUUCGCAACCUCACCACUUGAUGCCGCUAAAAUUUACACACUGCACCUUUAAAAUGACAUCAGGGUGAAUGAAUUCAGACUAAAUGUUUUUUGUUUGGGUGAACUAUUUAGUAUUACCAUUCAAUUUACAUUUCCUUUUUGUGAGGGGAAAAGGUCGAAUUAUGAAUUUUGGAACCAAAAAGACGUUAAAGGGAUAGUUGAAAAUUCUGUCAUCAUUUUCUCACUUUCUUGUGUUUAUCACUCACCGAAUACUAUGGAAGUGAAUGGGGCUCAUGAUCGGUUUGAUUACAAACAUUUCUCAAAAUAUCUUCCUUUGUGUUCAUCAAAACAAAAAGACAUUGGUUUGUAACAAUAUGAGAGUGAGUAAAUGAUGACCAAAUUUUUUAUUUUGGGUAAACUAUCUCUUUAUGCAAACAGGCUGGAUUUCUUUAAACACUAAUCCAUAAAACCAGAACAUCACAGUUAGAUCAGAUGCAUUAUAAUAAUAAGAACGAUUUUUGACAGAUAAGUUUUCAUUAACUCAGUGAGUGAAAUGAAUGCUGGAUAAUAUUUUUGUAUCAGUCGGUUUAAGAUUAAUUGACAGUAAUAUUGAGCUUUUAAAAUAAGUUAAGGGAACAUUUUCAAUUGCAUUAUGACAGUGAAGAAUGGUCUGACUCAUUUUAUAUGAACAAAUCAUCUCAGACGAGCCCUAACCUGACGCCUUAAGAGCCCAGAGAUCAACCUCUUGACAUCAGGUCACAAAACAAUGACUUUAUUGAUGAUCUGUCUGUGCUGCAUGUCACCACACUGCCUCUUUAGAAAAGACAAACAUUUACAGAAGUGAGCGUUUACAGACAAUGCCUGUCUGCGGUCCGUGUUGAAAUUUUUCUGUGUGUUGGUCCAGCCAAAGUGGACGAUAUUUAAAGAUCAUUUGCUGAUCUACUUACUCAUAAAGCAAAUAUUUCAAAUGAAAUGGUAUGAUAUUUUUGCAUGUUUUAAAUCACAAACAUGGUCUUUUUGGACGUUGUAUAUGGUUUGUAAAUAGUCAGCUUUUUUGGAUGUUGGAAGGGAUAUACUGUAUGUUCACCAGUAGAGUUUUAGUAUUGUAUUUUAGAUGUUGAAGCCAUCAUGCCUUUUUUUUUGUAAAUUUGUAGAAAAGCCAUUGUAUUUCUAUUGUUCAUUCAUUGUUUUAUGAUGAACUGGAAAAUGGAGCUGUGUGGGAUUUUUUGUAUACGUUACUUGAUCAUUAUGAGCAGCUGAAACGGUACUUGAGUCCCAGAGUUUUAUAUCUACUUGAUUCUUCUGAUUGUUUUUACAUCUAUGAAUCAGAGCUACAGAUGAUAUAUCACAUGAUGUUCGGCAAACAUCCAGCAUUUUUUGAAAACCGUCAGCCACAGAUUGUGUUUAUGUCUCAGAGAUGUUGAGCAGUAUUGUCUUCCACUGUUUACCUCUACUAGAAGUAUAUGGGAUUGUCCUGCACAUUUAACAUGUUAGUGUUCGCAAGCAUGACUUUUAUAUGUAGCUUAAAGUCAACAUGGAUUUUAAUAAUAAAUUAUUAGUGCACACUGAUCAAAAAAAAGCUGUGUGUCUCUGUAAUCUUUUUAUCAAAAUGUAUUAAUUUGAUGUAUUCAUAUUGAGACACUUGUGCCUCAUUUAGCGUUUUAUUUUACUCAUCAAAUUAUGAAAUGAAUCGUUGUUGUUUCAUGUUGACUCUAAGCAAGUUUACUUGCCCCUGAACAUUACGGUCAAUCUGUACUUUACGAUGUCUUGCAGGUCUGUGCCUGUCAGCUUCCAUCAGGGAAAAUAUGCAGGAAUUAUUUAAAUCUGAAUGUAAAAAUGAUAACAGUUUACAUUUAUUACGGUAAUGUGACAUAAACACUGUAGUGUUUUUGCCCGAGGAUGAGCGUAGACAAACAGACGCGACGUGAAGAAUUAAGUUAAAUCUUGUGUGCGCACAAACUGCCUUAUACAAUCUAAACCCACAUAGUGCAGCGUUGGCCAAUCAGCUGCAGCCGUUGCAGAUCAGCCAAUCACGGGUAGUCUUUGCAUUGUCUGUGGGCGAAUUUUGUGUCACUGAAGCUGUUUCCAUGUUCUGUAACAUGACAAAUAAAGAAAUGUGAAGCGA